Molecule: messenger RNA, 587 nt
Organism: Cloeon dipterum
Lineage: Eukaryota; Metazoa; Arthropoda; Insecta; Ephemeroptera; Baetidae
Product: tetra-peptide repeat homeobox protein 1-like
Exons: 1
Source: RefSeq, a predicted model, not a curated record
AGAAAUUGGCAUUCACAGAUUGGGGCAGCGUUGGUGGUGCUGUUCGUCGCCGGAGUUGCUGCCAAGGAGGAGGCUGCGCCGAGCAAGAUCAGGCGCGGAGUUUUCGGCCUGGGAUACGGCGUCGGUGGGUCUUACGGCCUGGGCGGCUCAUUCGGGCUGGACGGACAUGCCUUCGGCGCCUCUGGACACGCAUUCGGCUCUCAUCCCGAACACGUUUUCGGCCACGAAGUCACCAUCACCAAGGAGGUCCCCGUGCACGUGCCGCACCCUGUGCCCGUGCCUGUGGUGAAGAAGGUACCCUUCCCCGUGCCACACCCUGUGCCCUACCCUGUCGAGAGGCCUUACCCUGUUCCCGUGAUCAAGUCCGUGCCUGUUCCCUACGAUAAGCCGGUGCCCGUCCCCGUGGAGAAGCCCGUGCCCGUGCCUUUUCCCGUGAAGGUGCCCGUGCCCCAUCCUGUGCCUGUGCCCUACCCCGUGCCUCGUGCCAUCCCCCAUCCCGUCGAGGUGCCCUUCGCCAAGCCCGUCCAUUUCCCUCAGCCCUGGUAAAUUUGUUAUAUAUGAAUUCUGGCUAAAUAAAUUUUAUUUUC